GAGGAAGGAAGAGCAGCGGGGAGACCAUUGUGUUGGACCUCGGUGAAUUCACAUGCAGGAAAUCCAGGAGUAUGUCAGAGACAUUAUGUUCACAGAAGGAAGUAGUCGUGGCAGAGUGGACGCAAGACACUAGAGACACAACACUGACAAAUAAACCUCAUUCUACAGCCAGCAGCGGCAUACAGCAGGAGGUCAAAGUCCUGUAUCCACACCUACUCUGUCUACAGAGGCUACAGACGAGGAGACGAGCUGGAUAGGAGCAUCAGUCUUCUUGAGUUCUUCCUGCUACAGUGACAUGGAGCCUACAGCACUGCAUAUACUCUGCCUUGCAUCUGUAUUCACACUGACAACACAAGAGCUGGUGGGCUUGAGGGUGAGUCCCAAGAUCACGGCAGAGUGCGGCAAGCAGGUGACGCUGCAGUGCAACGUGUCCUCAUCUCUAAAUGGACUAUCAGUCAAACAUAUGGAGUGGUCCCACUUAUGUUCUGUGAACAGUGAAGGGAACAUUUCAUACAGCAGAGGUACAUUCGGUGACUUCUACUGCGAGUACGAAGAAGGACAGUUGUCUCUCGUCUUUCGAACAAUACGGCCGGAUCUGGAGAGCAGAGACCCAAAGACCUACAGGUGCAAGCUGCAAUCCAACAAGGGUGCUCCGCAUGAAUACACCACUGUGGAGUUAGAAGAAUGUGGCGGGACUGUGCACGGUGUUUUAAGAACUGAUGGUCCCUCUUGUACCUUCAACCAUGUCCACCCAGACGGAGAUGUGCACUGGUUUCUUGGCUCCAAGAAUCUCUCCGAUGGGUCUGCAAAUCACAACACCACUAAACGUGUAGAGAACGGGGGAUGGCUCACGAUCCACAGUGACCUGGAGUGGAAAAAAGGUUCAGAUGAGCCCUUCAACUGUUCCUUGUGGAGCACCAAAUCUGGAAGAUACAUUGCAAGUACAUUGAUUCAGAAGGCAGAGGUCAAAGGGCUAACGGGCACAAAUGGUGUCAGACCGCAGGAAUCCAUGGUGGCAUUUCUGUGUGUAUCAGUCUUGCUCGCUGUCAUGCUGUUAUAGCUGAUUUGGAAAAGUAAUUCUGUAUCAGGGAGCAUGUACGAUUUCAGUUAAGUUGACACUUCACUAUACGAAACAGUGAGGUACUGACAUUCAGGACAAAGAGCUCUCAGUAAAGUGAGUCAUCAUGCAUGGUCCAUAGAUGCAGUACUCUUCCUUUUAAUCCCCGACAGAGUGUUGAGAGGUGAUAACAAGGGAGUCGAUAAGCAUUACACUGUAAACAAGGAAAGAGACUUGGUUUUAUUUCGAUGGAGUCAAAGAUGAGGAAACAGGACAUAACACAUUCAUUAAUAAUACCCCCCCCCCCCCUAACACACACACACACACACACACACACA
Messenger RNA from Solea solea (common sole), 1395 nucleotides. RefSeq lists its product as uncharacterized. Bases 296 to 1060 code for a protein of 254 amino acids. NCBI's taxonomy places the organism in Eukaryota, Metazoa, Chordata, Actinopteri, Pleuronectiformes, Soleidae. The record is from RefSeq and is a predicted model, not a curated record. The transcript is spliced from 5 exons.